AUGUCUCCGAGUGGCCGCCGAGUGGCCGACAUGGCCGAGUGGCCGACAUGGCCGAGUGGCCGACAUGGCCGAGUGGCCGACAUGGCCGAGUGGCCGACAUGGCCGAGUGGCCGACAUGGCCGAGUGGCCGACAUGGCCGAGUGGCCGACAUGGCCGAGUGGCCGACAUGGCCGAGUGGCCGACAUGGCCGAGUGGCCGACAUGGCCGAGUGGCCGACAUGGCCGAGUGGCCGACAUGGCCGAGUGGCCGACAUGGCCGAGUGGCCGACAUGGCCGAGUGGCCGACAUGGCCGAGUGGCCGACAUGGCCGAGUGGCCGACAUGGCCGAGUGGCCGACAUGGCCGAGUGGCCGACAUGGCCGAGUGGCCGACAUGGCCGAGUGGCCGACAUGGCCGAGUGGCCGACAUGGCCGAGUGGCCGACAUGGCCGAGUGGCCGACAUGGCCGAGUGGCCGACAUGGCCGAGUGGCCGACAUGGCCGAGUGGCCGACAUGGCCGAGUGGCCGACAUGGCCGAGUGGCCGACAUGGCCGAGUGGCCGACAUGGCCGAGUGGCCGACAUGGCCGAGUGGCCGACAUGGCCGAGUGGCCGACAUGGCCGAGUAUCUCGAUGGUGGAUCGAUUACGACAUCGUAUGGUGCUGUAAAACAAGCCUACAAAAGCACAAAACAAGAUCGAAACGCAUAUUCACAAAUCGAAGAUAUUAUGAUUGGACUUCUAACGGUGUUAGUCUUUGCAAUGCUCACCUCACCACUUGCAAUUUUUCAUGUCGUUGAACGGGUCACCAAGUUUUUACAUCAACAAAGUCUAACCGCAGUUUCUGGAUGGAUGUUGUAUUCGGCAUCAAUUUUAUAUGAUACGAUCACUUUUCUCGUUAUGACUGCUCUCAUUACGGUCGCUUUUCACAUUGGUGGAUGGGCGCAAGGCCAAAUGCUUAGGGUUUUGAUCGUUUUCAUCCUCUACUUCGUCGCCUCACUCCCAUCCGUCUAUCUGUUGGCUUCUUUUUUCACGUCGGCUCCCAGAGCAAAUUCCUUAAUUACAAUCUACCAAACAAUGGGUGCCUACGGAUCUCUAUUGAUCAUUUCAAUUGUUCAAAGUUUCACCAACUGGGAUCCAAAAAUCCUUGCAACAAUUCUUGAUGAUUCGGAUGUGGUAAAAGAACGAGAAAUUGUCGAUGCUCAUUCUGGGAAAUUUGCUUUAGAAGUGAACACUUUAGUAAAACAUUAUGGCCAUUUCACUGCAUUGAAUCGGCUCACUUUUGCAAUGAAAGAAGCUGAAUGUUUUGGAUUAUUGGGCGUGAACGGAGCUGGCAAAACGACAACUUUCGGCAUUCUUACCGGAGAAAUCUUUGCUUCAAGUGGAUCAGCUUUUCUUGGAAAUCAAGAAAUUACAGGGAUUUUGACAAUGGGUUAUUGUCCACAAUUUGAUGCUUAUUUACAAGAGCUAACAGGAAAAGAAGUUUUAUGGAUAUUAGCAACAUUAUAUGGAUAUAAAUAUCCCGCGAAAAAAGCUCAUUCGAUUUUAAGAGCGGUAUUGAUGGAAGAAAAUGGGAAAAAGCAAUUGAAACAUUGCAGUGGAGGACAGAAGAGAAAGAUCAGUGUUGGAAUCGCAUUGUUGGCAAGAAGUACAUUGAUUAUUUUGGACGAACCAACAGCUGGAAUUGAUCCAAGAGCAAGAAGGGAGAUUUGGUCACUGAUUGGAGUAGUGAGAGAUAUUGAGAAACGAGCUGUUUUGCUUUGUUCACAUUCGAUGGACGAGUGCGAGGCCCUUUGCACUCGAGUCGGAAUCCUUGUGAGGGGACAUUUGAGAGCAAUCGGCACCACACAACACUUGAAAUCAAAAUUCGGAAACAGCUAUCAAUUGAUGUUAGUGUAUUCAAAUGAAGAAGUGAAUCGAACAGAAAUCCCAGAAGAGGUGAAACGGUCAUUUCCUGGUGCUACGUUGCAUUCGGAUGGGAUUCAAGGAAAUGUUUUCCGAUUCACGAUUCCUCGUCAAGAAGGCGAUCGUUGGUCAUCAUUAUGGGAGCGAGGAGGCGUGAUCGCUUUGAGAACGGGAGCUAUUGAUUAUUCGCUUGCUCAGAAUACUCUCACACAAACAUUCCUCACUUUAUCCGGUCAACAAGAGGAAAAUUUA
Mesorhabditis belari is the source of this 2130-nucleotide messenger RNA. NCBI's taxonomy places the organism in Eukaryota, Metazoa, Nematoda, Chromadorea, Rhabditida, Rhabditidae. The record is from the annotation of a GenBank genome assembly.